AUGAAACACAUUGUUUUUACAGGCAAGAAACACAUUGUUUUUACAUGUUUUUACAGGCAAGAAACACAUUGUUUUUAUAGGCAAGAAACACAUUGUUUUUACAGGCAAGAAACACAUUGUUUUUAUAGGCAAGAAACACAUUGUUUUUACAGGCAAGAAACACACAGGCAAGAAACACAUUGUUUUUACAGUCAAGAAACAAAUUGUUUUUAUAGGCAAGAAACACAUUGUUUUUACAGGCAAGAAACACAUUGUUUUUACAGACAAGAAACACAUUGUUUUUAUAGGCAAGAAACACAUUGUUUUUAUAGGCAAGAAACACAUUGUUUUUACAGACAAGAAAAACAUUGUUUUUAUAAGCAAGAAACACAUUGUUUUUACAGGCAGGAAACACAUUGUUUUUACAGACAAGAAACACAUUGUUUUUACAGGCAAGAAACACAUUGUUUUUACAGGCAGGAAACAUAUUGUUUUAGAGGCAAGAAACAGCCAAGUUCAGAUACCCAAUAUCACAAACUUUUUGUGGACAUUUCUUACUUUUUCUCCUAA
This is a messenger RNA of Lottia gigantea (owl limpet), 549 nucleotides long. RefSeq lists its product as hypothetical. The transcript has a single exon. Lineage: Eukaryota; Metazoa; Mollusca; Gastropoda; Lottiidae. Bases 1 to 549 code for a protein of 182 amino acids. The record is from RefSeq and is a predicted model, not a curated record.